GAACAGGAGCAGACCCACGCACGAAAAAACUGGCCGAUCAUUCAUUUCGCAUCUGCAUGCGACCACAGUCCACAGGCAAGUACAUGUUCUCAAAUGAUUCGCCCUAGAAGGAGAUCAUGACUGCACAUCCGCCAUGUACCGGAACUACUUACGACGUCUUCAUGGCCAAAACACUUUAAUUUGAUAAUGGAAAGAACAGACACAGCAACGAAAGAGACUACAAAAAUCAUCAAAAAGAACACACUUCUGCUGACAUAGUAGGUAGUAGAGAGUAAAGUUUUGUGUUUGAUGCCGUUGUAGGCUACUUCGCUGGAAAGGUGAAAUAAUUACUUAGACCUAUUUCUUACGCCAUCCUAACGUCAUUUUAUUCUGAAAAGCGAGACACAAGCCGCAACUGUGGUCCUUUGUGUAGUUUCCUAAACCGCUGCAGCGGCCCACCAAAGAAAUCGGAAGAUGGCGGAGGCAAACACCCCGGAGCAGUGGUACAAGAACCUCCCGGUUCUGACGAGGUAUGGAUUGACCAUCAUCUUCGCGACCACCGUUCUGGUGCAAACGGAAAUACUCAACCCGCAGCUGAUCAUCCUGCACUGGCCCCUGAUCUGGGGCAAGCUGCAGCUCUGGCGCAUGCUCACCUGCGUCUUCUUUUUCGGAGGGUAAUAUGAUGAUGAGUUUUUUUAGAUAAGUAUAGUUUCUUUGCAUGGCAUGCUUGAUUCCCCGAAUUUAUGAGGAAGUAGUAAGUCAACAAAAGAAAGAAUGCAACGUUUGAUAAAAACAUUUUACAGGUUCAGCUUCAAUCUAGUUUUCCAGCUCUACUUUUUCACGUCCUUUUCCGGAAAACUCGAGCGCAACGAGGUUUUUUCCUCCGCACCCGGGGAGUACUUGCUCUUCCUGCUGUUUCAGAUCCUCACCCUCGCGCUCCUCUCCCUCCUGCUCGCCUGGCCGACCGGCUUGCCGACGCUGGGGCCCAGCUUGGUGUUCGGGAUCAUCUACUACUGGAGCAGAAGAGAACCCUACGCGCAGCUGUCCUUCUUUUCCUUCACAAUCCAAGGGUACCAGUUUCCCUUCGCGCUGCUGUUCUUCCAGAUGCUCAUGGGGGGCAGCAUAUGGGGCGACCUGCUCGGUCUCGGGAGUGGACACCUGUACUACUUCCUGAAGGAAGUCGUGCCGCAGGAAUACGGGUAGGGAAAGUUUUGGAAGUAGAAGAGUAGCAUGUGUCUGUCGUUUUUUUGCAUAUACAUUUUUUUUUUAUGGGAAAACGAAAAUGUAGUGUGACGCACUAGGCUAUUAAAAAUUGCUCCUAUGGCAUCUUCAAAAAGAAACCGUUGAUCCACCCCAGGUAUUCAAUAGUCCAAGCGCCGGGCUUCAUGCAGAAGCUGGCAAUCAACCAUCUGGGCGCCAUCCCUCCAAGAGGCUACCAAGCACCUUCCGCGCCACGCUUCGGUGGUGCGGGUCAGCGACUCGGCGGGUGAACCGGAAAGACUGACACGACGAGGAACAGUGGCGUUCGGCGGUCGGUGCAGACUGGUUUGCGUGACUCCGUGCGAACGUGGUGCAGUUUGCACGAACAUUUCCCCUGUCGUUUCGCAGAUGAUCCGCUGAGGAAAAGGCUGAGGCUGCUUGACCCGUCGUUGUAACGCGACAGAAGUAUGUUCAUGAGAUGAUGAUGUGUGCCCCACCCCAUCUGAGUUGUUCCCCCACCCCGAAAAGCAAUAAACAGAGUUUUUGAAAUGUGUCACUAACUCUCGGGGUCCCUCCCCAAUUGUAAUCUAUCAGAAUGAACAAGCGGCAAAAUAAAUGAAAACAACGAGAAUACGGAAUUCUCGUCGUAUCAGGCCAUGGCUUGUCGGUUGAAU
This is a messenger RNA of Amoebophrya sp. A120, 1853 nucleotides long. The record is from the annotation of a GenBank genome assembly. Lineage: Eukaryota; Dinophyceae; Syndiniales; Amoebophryaceae.